AUGGAUAGCUCACCUAUAACACCUGCAACGCCCAACUUCUCUGAUACCAAUCACGAUUUUAAUCUCUCUGAAAUAGAUAGCAUAUCUGACUCGGAUUGGCUCGAUGUUUCUAGCCGUGCGUCCGAAGACGAGUCUGCAGGCAUCCCAGAGGACGAUCACGACGAAGUGUACGAUCGCCCACCAUCUCGUCGAUCUGUCAGCAGCCGCUCAAGUUCUCGCGAUGGCGAUGUGGAAGGCUGGGAGGGUUUAGUUGAAGGUGCUGAUGUUGACGACGAUGUCCUCUUACACGAACACUCUCACAGCGCCCACCUUCCUGCGGACGCAGUAACCCUCGACGUUGCCGAUUCUUCAGCCGAGGAGCAGCGUGUGAAGGAAGCUCUAGAUCAAAGCAUGAUCAGCACGUUGAGCUCUUCUCGUACGAGCUCGCUAAGCUCAUCCACGCAUGGUCCGGCUAGCCGCCCUCGCGACUUGAGGCUGUCGUUCCCAGACCCUUUGACCAGUUCCCAAGACGAGCUCAAUGGGUCAUACGAAGAUGUAUUGCCCGCCUUACGAGGACCCAAUACUCGAUUAUCUCGAUUCGAGCCUGGUGUCGCCACCCUUGCACCAUCAUCGUCACCAAAGGAUCCAGGCUUAUCUUCCAUACCUGAGGUCCCCCAGACGGUCGAUUUCACACACGUUGAUUUUCAGAUCGUCCUUUAUGGUAUUUCGACUAUGGGCAAGUGGCAGUUUGUCGAGAAACUUCUGGGCAGAUUGGCGCUCGGCUUAGGUCUGGCGCUUUCUCAUCGCGACACACGAUCGACUUACGUGUCAAUCUAUACCUUGAAUUCGGACCAUGCUCGUUUCCUGGCCUCGCAGUACACUAUUUCCAUACUCGAUAGAACGGACUCAUCAAGGGAGCGCAUUUCGGACACGGUGUCAAAAACUCUGGCGGUGGUCUUCCUCCCUUCAGCUCUUUCCUCCUUGCCAUCUCAUACGCUCUAUCUUCCUGUCUUUACUUCGCCAUCUGUACCCAAUGAUACAGCUGGUCUGUCUAGGACAUUCUUGCGUCAGGCAAUCGAAGACAAGUGGCAGGAUCUACGGGCGCCCCUCAGCCAGUUGUUGCUCGUGAAUGAAGAUUAUCCCUCCGCAGUUAUCAGUGAGGAGGAAGUCGACACCUUGGAGCCGUCUGAGGUGGCUGUCGGCUUUCGACCACUCCUCCCGCACGGCAGGAAGGGGGUGAACAUGAAGGCAUUGACGGCUGUUAUCGCUAGCCUUGGGCUGUUGUCGAUCGUUCUUGCCUACAUCGUUAGUGGGUCGUCUCCCACAGGAUCCAUACCGGUAGUCUCAAAGGUGGAGAAGCACCCUUCAGCGUCUCUCGCUACUAUCAUAAGCAAUGGUUCUAACCAUUCGUCUAUCCAUGUGACGCCACCCACGUCCACCGCCCUUGGGACAACAUCGUUGAAGGAAUUUGCUUUGGCUGUCUUCAGCCCGGUUUCUCUUGACUCAUCUUACGGAUCGCGACGUUCUCGUGCUUCCCCCACUUCAGGGAGUCUACCCAUCACGAGCAGUGGGUUACCAUUUAUCAAGAAGAUCGAAGACACAUCAGCAAACCAUGGAGAGCUGCCAUCCAAACAAUUGUUGGCCCAUCCUCUCACCACGUCAUUGUCGUUGACCAGCUUACCCGGAUCCAAGGCCGUAUCCAUCUUUCACGUGGCGGCCGAGCAUUGUAAGACGAAGAUACCUGCACCGACCGCGCAGUCCAUGUACUCGCUGAGCACCCGCCUUGCCAGUUCACUAUCAGACAUAAUCAGUGCCAAAAUGAUCGCCUCUGCCAUCCAAGCAGAUGUGAAGGAGCUGCUCGACGCGUUGAACGAACUUUUGCAGGUGCUGGAGACGCAGACUGCCAUGGCACUGCGUUUGUCGAAGGCCGCUACAGACGGCUUGCGCGAACAUUUGUAUCGCGGUCAUCGCCGUGCACAGCAGCGUGCGCUACAAAUUCGGAGGAAAGGCGAGCAGGCCAUCACGACGUUCGGUGAACAAGCGAAGGGACGGAUCGAUCAAGCAAAGUCGAGGGCCAGAGCGUUCAAAGACAGAUUGAGCUCAGAGGUCGCGGUCGCCUAUCAGAAUCAGCGGGCGAAGGGCAUCAUUCCGACGUUCAAUGAGCAUGUCCAAGGUCAUAAGGAGAGACGGGCGGCGAGGAGAUUAGCAAGGCGUAAGAUGAGGGGGCGUUUGGAUCUCUAGACAGCAGGUAUCUGGAUUUUAGUAUGUGUCGCGUUUCAAUGCGACCUUUUCUCUCUCUUCCGUACUAUGCCUCAUUAUAUGCUCGCUGUAUUGCACGGUUGUGCGUUUGUACUCCUACAGUCCGUAUGCUAUGUACAUUGAUGACACCUGUCGUCUGCCCGGCGUUGUAGGCUACGACAUUCAUGUGCAUGGUCGAACUUGUUGUAUGUUUUAUAUUAAAUUGUCGAUACUGUGUGCCCCUAGUC
Heterobasidion irregulare TC 32-1 is the source of this 2465-nucleotide messenger RNA. RefSeq lists its product as uncharacterized. Lineage: Eukaryota; Fungi; Basidiomycota; Agaricomycetes; Russulales; Bondarzewiaceae. The coding region runs from base 1 to 2220 and encodes 739 amino acids. The transcript is spliced from 3 exons. The record is from RefSeq and is a predicted model, not a curated record.